UCACAGCUUCUCUGAGAAUUAACUCGCAGCUCCCGCUGCCGACUCUCCUCUCAUCUUGAAUCUCACACUUCACUUCACACAGCACCGCCACUGGGCAACGUUCUCGAUUUCUUUCCUCUUUCCCUUUUUCUUUUGUUUGUUUGGAUUUUGCUUCUCCUCCAUUUUUGUCGGCAUCGCCGCCAAGAUCUAGCUCCUGAUCUCAGCACGCCACUCCCCCAUUCCCCUAACCUGCUUCUAUUCUACUUACCCACAAUAUGAACCGGCAAUGGGGCUCCGAUUCCGGCGCCGGCGGCGGUGUUUCUCCCGUAAUGUCGCCGUCCCGUAUCCCACCCCACGCCCGCUCCUCCUCUGCUUCUUCGGGCCUCUCCACCAUCAAGCGAAACCAGAACUUCGCCGCCAAAGCCGCCGCCCAGCGCCUCGCUCAGGUCAUGGCUUCCCAGACUGCCGACGACGACGAUGAGGACGACGCUGACGACCUCGAUUUCCGUUACAGCGCUCCUCCUCCUCCUCUCUCCAUCUCCCGCACUGCCGCUGCUUCGAGUGCUGCUGCUCAGCCCGCUCCAAGGAUCGCCAGAUCCCCUUCCCCUGCUAUUCCGCGUAACAUUGCUGAGGAAACUCCCUCGGUUCGCUCCACAUCGGCUGGAAGGUCCGCAAUCUCACUCCGAGCAGCAGCACCACCGGUUCCGCCCAGUAAAGGGUCAUUGAGGACGGCUGUCUCGUUACCACCUCCUCUGGAGCCACCUAAAAAUGGCUUUAGGGACAGAAAGAGAUUCUCAUCUGAUGAAGUGCUUCUUAACUCGAAAGAUUCGGGAGAUCAUCGAGAGUCUUCUGCUCUUCGUGAUGAACUUGAUAUGCUCCAAGAAGAGAAUGACAGCAUGGUUGAGAAGCUGCGGUCUGAGGAGGAAAGAUGUCAAGAAGCUGAGGACAGAGUCAGAGAGCUGGAGAAACAGGUGGCUGCUCUUGGAGAUGGAGUAUCUUUGGAAGCAAAAUUGAUGAGCAGGAAGGAAGCUGCUUUGCGUCAAAGAGAGGCUGUUCUUAAGGAUGCAAAGCAGAAUGCAGUGGAUAAGGAACUUGCUGCUGUUAGGUCCGCAAUUCAAAAUGCAAAAGAUGAGGCGUCAGUAGUACUGAGACAACUUCACGGAGCUGAAUCUGAAGUAAAAGCUCUUCAUUCAAUGACACAGAGAGUGGUUUUGACUCCGAAAGAAAUGGAAGAAGUUGUUCUUAAGCGGUGUUGGCUUGCUCGUUACUGGGGCUUAGCUGCCAAAUAUGGUAUCUGUGUGGAUGUUGCUGUGCCAAAGCAUGAAUACUGGUCAUCAUUAGCACCUCUUCCACUUGAAAUUGUUCUUUCUGCUGGACAAAAAGCCAAGGAGGAAUGCUGGGACAAAGGUGGUGAUGAUGAUAAGAAGGAGAAGAGAAGCAAACUAGCUCCGGACCUGAGCGAUCUAACUGGCGAAGGAAAUAUUGAGAGUAUGCUGUCUGUUGAAAUGGGAUUAAAAGAGCUAGCUUCCUUGAAGGUUGAAGAAGCUAUUGUGCUUGCGCUGGCACAACAACGACGUGCAAAUUCUGUUCGGCAAUCAAUCGCAGGCAUGCCCUUUUCUUUCUUAUUCUCCUCUGUUUCAUUCGGAUCAAAACAAUGGGAACUAUUUUCUUAACAUCUUCUUUAGUAAACUGUACUAUUGACUGAUAGGAACGUAGGUUAACGCCCGAUAUUUGAAUCUAAUCUCACCUUCUCAAUUUAGUUCAGUUUGAUUUUGAACCUUAUUAUCCUUUAUUUCUUUUCGUUCCAAUCCCUGACUUGAUCUGAUUAUGGAUUGAGUUGGACCAUGCUCAACCCUAUUGAUUGAUUGCUUCAUUUUUGUUGUUGUUAUUGUUGCAUUUAGAGCUCAAAUCACCAGGUGAUCCAAAAUACAUGGAGGCAUUUGGUAAGCACAUUCGGUAACCAUCAAGUGCUCAUCUUUAUGACUCUAUCUGCGUAGUUUAAUUUGAGUCAUAUUGUCAUUGCUCAUCUCUUUUCUUGGGCAGAACUUAGCCCGGAAGAGUCUGAAGAUGUGCUUUUCAAGGAGGCUUGGCUGACGUACUUCUGGGGGAGAGCUAAAGCAAACGGAGUGGAGGAGGAGAUUGCAAAGGAGCGGCUUCAGUUCUGGAUCAACAGGAGCAAGCACUCACCGAGUUCAUACGAUGCUGUCGAUGUGGAGCAAGGUCUGAUAGAGAUGAAGAAGUUGGGGCUGGAGUAUCGGCUAUGGGAAGCAUCGCGGAGAGAGAUAGAGGAUCUUGACAGCAACUCUUCACGGAGAUAGCCGAAGCAAAAACCAAGGAAAGAGGCCACACUGCGUCUGUAAAGUUUGCUGUUUCUAUUCGUUGUUUCAUGUGCGGGCAGUAACUAGAGAGUGUGUAUUAUACGUCGUGAUUGGCAGGCAGCUGCAUGUAUCAUCCUUUGUUCCCCGUUUCCAGCUGAUCAUUCUUGAUAGUAGCCUUGGGAGGAAGUUAAAAAGGAAAAACGAGCGAAAGGAGCGAAAAGAGAGAAAUUUUGCAAGGGAAAAGGGUGGAUGAGAACACUACCCCUUUUGUUGCUUUAUGGGUGGAAGGGCAGGGAGGGAAAUGAACGAAAGUAAAGGAAUUUCUGUGCAAUUAGAUUUGUACAUAUGAUUUGAAUUGUGACAAAACAAUUUAAAUGACACAUUUAAAUGACACAUUUGGUCACCGAGAUUACUAAA
Molecule: messenger RNA, 2714 nt
Organism: Linum tenue
Lineage: Eukaryota; Viridiplantae; Streptophyta; Magnoliopsida; Malpighiales; Linaceae
Source: the annotation of a GenBank genome assembly